AUGGUGACUAUAUCAAAUGCACACGAAGGUCUAAUCCAUGAUGCAGUGCUAGAUUACUAUGGGAAAAGGCUUGCGACGUGUUCAUCAGACAAGACAAUCAAGAUAUUCGAGGUGGAUGGAGAUGACUACAAGCUCGUGGAGACGUUAAAAGGGCACGAAGGACCUGUUUGGCAACUUUCUUGGGCACAUCCAAAAUUCGGCGUUGUUCUUGCCUCUUGUUCAUAUGAUGGCAAAGUGCUGAUUUGGAAGGAGGAAAAGGGCAUCUGGAAGAAUAUUGCCGAGCACAGCGUGCACCAGGCGUCGGUCAACAGCAUAUCCUGGGCUCCAAGUGAGUAUGGAGCACUAUUAUUGUGCACAUCUUCAGAUGGCCAGUGUUCAGUGGUCGAAUUUGAGGCUGAUGGCAACCAGAAGACUGUUGUGUGGCGUGCAGACGCCGUGGGCGUGAAUGCCGGAACGUGGGCUCCGCCACAGAGGGAUAAUGCGAAGGAAAAACGCGUUGUUACGGGUGGAUGCGACAACUUAGUCAAGAUUUGGAGGUUCGACACGCAGAAAAACACAUAUGUGCAGGAGGAGGAGCUCAAGGGGCACACGGACUGGGUGAGGGACGUGGCCUGGUCGCAGUGCUUGCUCUCGAAGUUCUAUAUUGCGUCUGCAUCGCAGGAUAGGACUGUUAUUAUAUGGACUAAGGAUGUGGCCAAUGCGAAUGCCACGUGGAGAAAGCAGCUCCUUAGAAGUGACAAGUUCCCAGACGUGUGCUGGAGGGUUUCGUGGUCGAUGAGCGGAAAUGUGUUGGCCGUUUCUGGAGGUGACAACAAGGUUACUUUAUGGAAAGAGAACUUGAACGGGGACUGGGAGCAGGUUGGCGAAGUUGAUCAGUGA
Messenger RNA from Brettanomyces bruxellensis, 879 nucleotides. It is a transcript of the gene SEC13, whose product is annotated as GTPase-activating protein S13. The transcript is spliced from 2 exons. Bases 1 to 879 code for a protein of 292 amino acids. Lineage: Eukaryota; Fungi; Ascomycota; Pichiomycetes; Pichiales; Pichiaceae. Gene Ontology annotation, biological process: positive regulation of TOR signaling; COPII-coated vesicle budding; protein import into nucleus. The record is from RefSeq and is a predicted model, not a curated record. Gene Ontology annotation, molecular function: protein binding; structural molecule activity. Gene Ontology annotation, cellular component: COPII vesicle coat; nuclear pore outer ring.